Messenger RNA from Gryllus bimaculatus (two-spotted cricket), 420 nucleotides. The record is from the annotation of a GenBank genome assembly. Lineage: Eukaryota; Metazoa; Arthropoda; Insecta; Orthoptera; Gryllidae.
AUGUUGCAGUCCAACCUGACGCACUUGAUGCGCAAGGAGUUCGUGCCGGGCGUGGGGCUGGGCAUCGCCAAGUGCCCCUACGACCCGGCUGACAACUCCACGGCGGUGUGGGUGGAGCGCGGCAACCCCGGCGAGCUGCCCGGCCUGUACAGCGGCACCAACGCCGAGUUCACCAAGGCCGACGCCGUCAUCUUCCGCACCGACCUGCACAACCUCACCACGGGCCGCUCGGAGUACACCUUCAAGCGCACGCUCAAAUACGACUCCAAGUGGCUCGACAACCCCACAUGUGCUACUGCCUCCCUCCGCCGCCAGUGCGAGCGCGACGCAUCGGGGACGAUGGGGCUCCGCGCCGUAAGAACCGGCGCGGCUGCGGCGCCGCGAUGUCAACAGCGCCACCGCGAUAAGGCGCAGCGGUAA